Molecule: messenger RNA, 2346 nt
Organism: Sceloporus undulatus (fence lizard)
Lineage: Eukaryota; Metazoa; Chordata; Lepidosauria; Squamata; Phrynosomatidae
Gene: MYEF2
Product: myelin expression factor 2
Exons: 18
Coding region: 56-1975 (639 amino acids)
Biological process (GO): regulation of mRNA stability involved in response to oxidative stress
Cellular component (GO): post-mRNA release spliceosomal complex; cytoplasm; nucleus
Molecular function (GO): mRNA binding
Source: RefSeq, a predicted model, not a curated record
CGGCAGUCACCGGUGCGGAGGACGCUCAGGGUUGAGAGGGGAGGAGAAGGUAGAAAUGGCGGAAGGCGACAAGUUCGAGGCAGCGGCGUCGUCUGGGCCUUUGGGGGAGGCCGAGGAGGCGGCGGCAGCGGCCGCCAACGACCACGAGGAAGAAGCGGGCGGAGGAGCCAUGCCCGAGAGCGGCGACGGCGGCGCCAAUGGCGUUAAAAUGGAAAACGAUGAAACAGGAAAGGAUGAGUCCGCACCUGUCAAACCAAAGUAUAUUUCAAAGCCGAAAGCAAUCCCAUCUCUUGGACACAGGAAUAGGUUCCAUCCAUAUGCAAAGGAGAAGAGUGCAGGGACUGGAGAGAAGAAAACCAUUAACCGUAACCGAGUAUUCAUUAGCAACAUCCCAUAUGACAUGAAAUGGCAGUCUAUUAAAGAUCUUAUGAGAGAGAAAGUUGGUGAGGUUACAUACGUGGAGCUGUUUAAGGAUGCAGAAGGAAAAUCAAGGGGCUGUGGUGUGGUUGAAUUUAAAGAUGAAGAAUUUGUCAAGAAGGCCUUGGAAACUAUGACUAAAUACGAUCUUAAUGGAAGACCACUCUACAUAAAAGAGGAUCCAGAUGGUGAGCAUGCUCGCAGGGCUUUGCAGCGUGGUAGUGGACCUUUCACAGGAGGACAUGGCCCAGAUGUAGCACCUGGCUUGAUGAAUUUGCCACCUUCUAUUCUUAAUAAUCCAAACAUUCCUCCUGAGAUUAUCAGUAAUCUUCAGGCUGGUAGGCUUGGGUCCACCAUUUUUGUUGCCAAUCUUGAUUUCAAAGUUGGUUGGAAGAAAUUAAAGGAGGUGUUCAGCAUUGCUGGGACAGUGAAACGAGCAGACAUUAAAGAAGACAAAGAUGGCAAGAGUCGAGGAAUGGGAACAGUGACCUUUGAACAGCCAAUCGAAGCUGUUCAGGCAAUAUCAAUGUUCAAUGGACAGUUCCUGUUUGAUAGACCAAUGCAUGUUAAAAUGGAUGACAAAUCAGUUCCUCAUGACGAUUUCCGUGUAGCAGACAGUAAAACAUCACAGUUGCCCCGUGGUCUUGGAGGCAUUGGAAUGGGACUUGGACCUGGUGGGCAGCCCAUAAGUGCAACCCAGCUGAGCAUGGGUGGCGGAAUGGGAAGCGUGGCUCAAGGAAUGGGAGUAGAUGGACCAGGCUUUGGAGGAAUAAAUAGGAUGGCUGGAGGUGCUGGUGGAUUUGGUGGCAUGAAAGGAAUGGCAAACAUGGGAGGAUUUGGUGGAGUCAACCGAAUGGGAGGAAUGGGCAGUGUGGAUGACUUCAGAGGGAAUAUUGGCACUGGAAUGACUGGUGGCAUAGGAACAGGCAUGGGAGGCAUGGCAACAGGUAUGGGAGAAAUGUUCCGUGGUGGAAUGGGUGGAAAUAUCGAUAGAGACUUCGGUCGGAGUGAUAUGGCUAUGAACCGUGGUUUUGCAGACUCAUUUGGAAGAAUGGGUGGUGCAAUGGUUGGUGGUUUUGCAGGAGCAAUGGGAGCUUCUAAUAUGGGCCCAGUAGGAUCUGGAAUGAGUAGUGGAAUAAGUGGUAUGAACAGCAUGACUGGAGGCAUGGGCAUGAGCAUGGGCAUGGAUCGGAUGAACUCCACUUUUGAUCGAAUGGGGCCAACCAUGGGAACUGGUCUGGACAGAAGUAUUGAUAUGGAUAGAGGAUUUGUACCUGGCCCAAUGGGAAGUGGUGUGAGAGAUCGAAUAGGCUCCAAAGGCAACCAAAUAUUUGUCAGAAAUCUUCCAUUUGACCUGACUUGGCAGAAGCUUAAGGAAAAAUUCAGUCAAUGUGGUCAUGUAAUGUUUGCAGACAUAAAAAUGGAAAAUGGAAAAUCGAAAGGCUGUGGGACAGUCAGAUUUGACUCUCCAGAAUCAGCAGAAAAGGCCUGUAGAAUAAUGAAUGGCAUAAAAAUCAGUGGCAGAGAAAUUGAUGUACGUUUGGAUCGCAUUGCAUAAUUUAUAAUUACUUAUUGAGGAACAUUCCUUUUGUCAGUUUAGCUUGUCUCCCCCACCCCACUCUCUAGAAGUUGUUUUUAGUAACAUUGUAUGCUUUAUUUGAGUUGGAAGAAAACUUUUAAAACCCACCAGCCUUCAACAGUAUAGUGUUUAAUAUACUGUGAACUUGUUAUCUGACUCUUAAUGAAAUUUGGUUUUUGAAGAGAACUUUCUUGACCUGUUCAGUGGUAUUAAUCUCCACAUCUUCUCUAGAAGUCUGGAAGCUGUGGCUAUUUAAUACCUUUCUAAAAUCAUGCUAAGUGUCUCUGGUCAUUCAGUUUAAAUGGAUGGUUCUACUGUUUUUAAUAAAACAAGCCAUUUUCUCUGUUUAA